AUGGCAAGAAGCUUCAUGACUUAUCUCCGGCAGACACAAGCCCGUCAUUACUUUCCAUUUGACCAUGUUGUUUCUAUCCACAUGAUUCUGGGAGCUGCCAUUCUAUUUUGGGCCUGUCUUCAUGUGGGAGGACACAUCUGUGAUGUGCAUCGCUUGGCUCUGGCAGAUGAAGAAGACAUCUAUGUGUUGUUUGGGGAAGAAAAUCUCCCAAAGAAUCCAUUGCCUGAAGAUCCAGGGGCCCGCUGGUCGAUGGUACUCUUCCAAACCCGUGCUGGAGUGACUGGCAUUUUCAUGGUUCUCUGCAUUCUUGUUGCUUAUCCAUUGAUCUAUGUCCGGCGUUCAUAUUUCAAUGCAUUUUGGACAAGUCAUCAUUUGCUCCUCCUCAUGCUGUUGGCCCUAUGUGUUCAUGGGACUGGGAACUUGCUGGAGCACUAUCAAUCGGUCUUUUGGCUUACCAUCCCCCUCGGUGUCUACUUGAUCCCGCGUAUUUGGCGAGAACCCCCUGCUAGCAAGACAGGUGUCAUUGGUGCAAAUGUCAAGCCAGGAGGGGCCUUGUGGCUACGGCUGGAGAAACCAGAAUCCUGGAAUUCACGAGUUCAUGCAGGCAUGUAUGCAGUCAUCAAUGUCCCUGCUAUGAGUCUCUAUGAAUGGCAUCCCUUCACCCUCACAUCAUCCCCAUCAGAGCCAUUCAUUGAGUUUCACAUUCGAAAUGCAGGUGACUGGACCAACAAGCUCCACAAGCAUGUCCAAAUGCUCCAUGAUGCCAGCUGCAGCAGGCACAGCAGUGAUGCUGACUAUCGUUUAGUCAUGGCCUCCACUACUGGCAAUGGAAUAGCUGGUAAAAAGUGA
This is a messenger RNA of Seminavis robusta, 849 nucleotides long. NCBI's taxonomy places the organism in Eukaryota, Bacillariophyta, Bacillariophyceae, Naviculales, Naviculaceae. The record is from the annotation of a GenBank genome assembly.